This is a messenger RNA of Gossypium arboreum, 2183 nucleotides long. Its product is annotated as alkaline/neutral invertase A, mitochondrial-like. The transcript has 6 exons. NCBI's taxonomy places the organism in Eukaryota, Viridiplantae, Streptophyta, Magnoliopsida, Malvales, Malvaceae. Gene Ontology annotation, cellular component: mitochondrion. Bases 10 to 1968 code for a protein of 652 amino acids. Gene Ontology annotation, molecular function: endo-alpha-N-acetylgalactosaminidase activity; sucrose alpha-glucosidase activity. The record is from RefSeq and is a predicted model, not a curated record. Gene Ontology annotation, biological process: sucrose catabolic process.
CAAAUAUCCAUGCUGUACACUUUCUCCAUCUCCAUAUCUUUCUACUUUCCAUUGUUGUCUAUGAACGCCAUUCAUUUCUUCCGUAAAUCCACCAUGAAGGCCCGUUCCAGGGUCCUCAGCCUUAGAAACGCUUCGUUUUUGGGCUUUGCACGUUCUUUCAAUCCUUCUGUUUUUGAACGAAAGCUUUGCUGCAAAAAGAAAGAUUUUCUGUUGAAUUUCAAUCAAGUCACUCAAUCCCACCACGCUUACCCUUUUCGAUUCUUAUGCUUUCAACGCGUUGUCAAUGAUACCCAGAAAUUGCAUUGUUUACCAAGUUCCAGUUUUGUUCAAUCCAGGGCGGUUUCAAGGCCUUACGAUGUCUCCAUUGAAGCCAGGGUAGCUUCGACGGUGAGGGGUCUCUCAACCCGGGGGAACGACAUCGAUGUGACGCCACUUGUUGUAGGAGGAAAUGUUGCUGUCGCUGAAGGUGAAAACAAUGUGAAGAAAAAUGGGGUUUCAGCUAAGAGCGAGGUUGAAAAGGAGGCAUGGAGGUUGUUGAAGGAUGCUGUUGUGACGUAUUGUGGAUCCCCUGUUGGUACAGUGGCUGCCAAUAAUCCUGGUGAUAAGCAGCCUUUGAAUUAUGACCAGGUUUUCAUUCGUGAUUUUGUGCCUUCUGCUUUGGCUUUUUUGCUUAGAGGUGAAGGAGAGAUUGUCGAGAAUUUUCUCCUACAUACCUUGCAGUUGCAGAGUUGGGAGAAAACUGUGGAUUGUUAUAGUCCUGGACAGGGUUUGAUGCCGGCAAGUUUUAAGGUCAGAACCGUACCUCUUGAGGACAAUAAGUUUGAGGAAGUACUAGACCCGGAUUUUGGUGAAUCAGCUAUCGGUCGUGUUGCACCGGUUGACUCUGGAUUGUGGUGGAUUAUAUUGUUGAGAGCAUAUGGGAAGAUCACCGGUGACUAUUCAUUGCAAGAGAGGGUGGAUGUUCAAACAGGAAUAAGACUGAUCCUCAACUUGUGUUUAGCCGAUGGAUUCGAUAUGUUUCCUUCUCUGUUAGUCACCGAUGGAUCCUGCAUGAUAGACCGAAGGAUGGGUAUUCAUGGUCAUCCCCUCGAGAUCCAAGCAUUGUUUUGUUCUGCUCUACGUUGCUCUCGUGAGAUUCUUACAGCAAAUGGAAGUUCCAAGAAUUUGGUGAGUGCCAUCAACAAUAGACUGAGUGCACUAUCGUUCCACGUCAGAGAAUACUAUUGGGUUGACAUGAAAAAGGUCAACGAGAUUUAUCGUUACAAAACCGAAGAGUAUUCCAUGGAUGCUACUAACAAGUUCAAUAUUUACCCUGAGCAAAUUCCUUCAUGGCUUAUGGAUUGGAUACCUGAAAAAGGUGGUUAUCUACUCGGCAAUCUACAGCCAGCUCACAUGGAUUUUAGGUUCUUCACACUCGGGAACCUCUGGUCCAUUGUCUCAUCGCUGGGCACUCCGAAACAGAACGAAGCUAUAUUGAACUUAAUCGAAGCCAAAUGGGAUGAUAUUGCAGGGCAAAUGCCUUUCAAGAUAUGCUACCCUGCUUUGGAGAAUGAGGAGUGGCGCAUAAUUACCGGCAGUGACCCGAAAAAUACGCCAUGGUCCUAUCAUAACGGCGGAUCUUGGCCAACACUUCUUUGGCAGUUUACUUUGGCAUGCAUCAAGAUGGGAAGAUUAGAACUAGCUCAAAAAGCAGUUUCUUUGGCCGAGAAGAGGCUCUCAAUCGACCGAUGGCCUGAAUAUUACGACACUCGUAGGGGGAAGUUCAUUGGGAAACAAUCUCGUCUUUAUCAAACAUGGACAAUCGCUGGUUUCUUGACGUCCAAAAUGAUGGUGGAGAAUCCGCAGAUGGCUUCCUUGUUAUACUGGGAGGAAGACUACGAGCUUCUCGAUAUCUGCGUUUGCGCACUUAACAAAAGCGGCCGGAAGAACUGUUCUCGGGGCGCUGCUAAAUCCCAGAUACUUGUCUAAUUGAAACACCAUUGUUUGGUAGGCGGAGAUCCUUUCAAUUGUACAGCCACAAUUUUAGGAUAGUGAGAGUUAACAUAUCCAUGUAGUAUUCUAUUUCUGGAUCAAUCUCUCAAACCUGAAACAUAUUGGAUUUCAGAAGGCAGAAUAUUCACUUUUGUUCCCUUUGUCGGUUUAUGUAUAAGCAAAAUAAUCUAUAGCAUGUUUUGUUUUGGCCA